Molecule: messenger RNA, 5104 nt
Organism: Phascolarctos cinereus (koala)
Lineage: Eukaryota; Metazoa; Chordata; Mammalia; Diprotodontia; Phascolarctidae
Gene: LACC1
Product: laccase domain containing 1
Molecular function (GO): copper ion binding
Source: RefSeq, a predicted model, not a curated record
CAGUGCGCAUGCUCGUGCAGCUUCCCCAGGAAGCUUGCCUUGCGGAGUCUGCAGGUUGAAGGUUGUCCUGCCGCGCGUCCUGGGGCUGUAGUUUAUUGGGUGCAGGAUUCUUUUUGAGGAGCUUUAUAACAAUAUGGCAGAAGCAGUAUUGAUCGAUUUCUUUGGUUUGAAAUUGAACUCUCAGAGUAAUUGUGCUCUACUAAAAACACUGAAUGCUGUCCAGUACCUGCAUGCCACAAAUGCCAAAUUCUUUUACAUAAUGCAUUGCUGUAAUCUCAGAUGUGAAAAUGGCGGUGAACAUGGUGAUAGUGAACUUGAAAUGAUCAGUAGUUUACCAGCCCUUCCAGUGGGAUUUGAGGUUGUAAGUAAUUCCAGUAUGGCUGCUACCUUAUAUAUAAUUAAGCAAAAACUUGAUGAAGAAAAUUUGAGUAGUAUUACAAUAAUGACAACACUACAGAAGAAAGCAUUAAUGAAAGUUUUUAUUGAUCAACUCUUCACUGAUGUUUAUCAUUUUGAGUUUGAAGACUUACCACUAGAUUUGGGAGAGAGCCAUAUAAAAGAAUCCAUUGAGCUAAACACUGUUACAAACCAAGAAUUAGAAGAAAUCCAGAAUGAUAUCAAAACAUAUUUGAGAAGUCUACCAGGACUGAAGGGGGAACUCACCAUUCUCACAUCUUCCUUGAUCCCAGAUACCUUCAUACAUGGCUUCACUACCAGGACAGGUGGGAUAUCCUACCUACCCACUCUCAGUUCUUUCAAUCUCUUCAGUAGUACUAAGCGUAGAGAUCCAAAAGCUGUUGUUCAAGAAAAUCUGCGCAGGUUGGCUCAAGCGGCAGGGUUUGACUCUGAAAAAUUUCACCGCAUAAAGACUGAUCAUGCCAAUGGUGUCUGGAUAAUGGGCAAGAAGGAGCCUGAUUCUUAUGAUGGAAUAACAACCAACCAAAGAGGUGCCACCAUAGCGGCUCUUGGGGCAGACUGUCUACCUUUGGUUUUUGCAGAUCCUGUAAAAAAAGCAUGUGGUGUUGCCCAUUCUGGAUGGAAGGGUACGUUGUUAGGAGUUGCUAUGGCUACUGUCAAUGCUCUGGUAGCAGAAUAUGGCUGUCGCCUGGAAGAUAUUCUUGUUGUAAUGGGCCCUUCAGUGGGACCUUGUUGUUUUACUCUUCCGAGAGAUUCAGCAAAGGCCUUUUAUAAUCUUGACCCUCAAUGUGUAAGACUAGUUGAUUCACCAAAUCCCUAUGUUGACAUACGUAAAGCCACUAGAAUUCUUUUAGAACGAGGAGGAAUUCUUCCUCAGAAUAUUCAAGGUGAUUCUAAGUCUGACCAGAACCCAAAUCUUGAUCUUUGUACAUCCUGUCAUCCUGAUAUGUUCUUCUCUCAUGUCCGGGACGGCAUUAAUUUUGGGUCACAAAUAGGCUUCAUAUUAAUUAGAGAGUAAAUAUGGUACAUGCCGGAAUUGCUUGCCUGGGCUGUUUCCUGGACACUUAUAGACUGGUUCCAGUAUUCCCGUGGUUCUGAGGUCUCAUCAAUGUGAAUAUUCUUUCCAGUGAUGCAGAUUAUGACUUCUCCAUGCCUGCCCUUAUUGAGAUUCUAAUCCAUAUAUUCCUAUAAAUUCAGGAUUAGGGGCCUGACAGAUGUUCUUCUGGGUAUAACAUAUACCUGUUUUGUUUUGUUUUGUUUUGUUUUUGCUACAUGACACACCCAUGUUUUUCAGCUAAACACCUCUCCGAUAACCUCCUUUAUGCCCUUUCUCGUGUAUAAUUCCUUAUUUGUGAAGUGUCACAUUGCCCUUGCAUACCAUGUAUCUCUCCAUUUCUCUUUUCUUUGUGUGAUGCUCUGCUGUAAUUCCUUGGAGAAUAUAGUAUUUCAUAACUCACAAUCAUAUAUCACCAGACAGUGAACUUUUGUUUCAGAAAGAAAUUUGGAGUCAUUAAAAAACUUUGCUGUUUCCCAGAGGAAAUCUAGCCUAAUCUCCUUAUCCUGUCAAAUUCUGAGCCCAGGUCAUUUUCUGUUUGUGGUAUUUGUCCAAGGUAUGUACUGAUGGAAAUUCUCUAUAGGUUGUUAUCUAACUUCAUAUCAUGGUUUGGACAAUAGGCAUUCAUCAACUGUUUGAGUUUUUUCUUUAUGUUAUGCCAUACUUUUAAAAAUGAUUAUGGCUUUAGUGUAGGAGGCUGUGUGAUAUUCCACUAUUUGAUUUAGUCAGCCCACUGUCAUCUCCAAAUGAGCAUCUCCAGGACCUAAUCAUGUCGAGAAUCCAUCUAUGUCUUUGACUCUACUAGAUCUCCUCAGUGACAAUUAUGUACAUCUUUGUCAAGAACAUGUCUUAUGACCCAUCUGGUAUUUGUAAUCAGAGAGUUGUUGAUAAUGUUUUCUCUUAUAUCUUAAGUGCUUUUGAUGUACAUAUAAGAGACAGCCUGUUAGAAGAGAGCCUUUACUGUAUUAAAUGCUUGUCAGUAAGUUCAGUGGAAUCUUGUAUUCUCUUUACUUUUUAGUCAGUUUUGACAUUGUAAAUCUCUGCUGUGGAAUGUCAUUUGCAAAAGCCUUACUGUUCCUUUCUCAAUGAAUGUGUAUAUUAUUAUCAUAAAAAUUUUCUUUGGAUGGGGAAAGUAGGCUUAUGGAUCGAUAGUUAAUGAUAUUCACUUGAUCACUAUUUCAGGGGCAGGGGAAGUAAUAAUAAGGUUCUGGUUUUAUCCUUAAGUGUCCUUAGGAUGACUUUGCUUAUUUGGGUCUUCCCUAUAAGAAAAAAAUUUAGCCUUUUGAUUUAUGUAAGGUUAAAUGGUUGAAAAAUAAGUUAUCUAUCUUCAAUGAAAUUCGUAUUUUCAUUAUGCUUUUGAACCAAAUAAAUUUAUUUUAUUAAUUUUAGAACUGGUAUGAAGUCAGUAUGAUCUAGAAGAAAGAAAGAAUAUAAGGUUGGGCGGGGUGCUUAUUAAAAGCUUACAAAGCAUGUAUUAAAGUGCUGGGGAUAUAAAUAGAAAAGUGAGAUACCCACUGCUUUCCAGGAACCCACCUUGUAAUAGGAGAAGGAAGCACAUAGAGGAGAUUUCAUCUGCAAGUGGAAAAGCCCCAUGCCUUUGGUAAUUAAUGUUGUUUAAAGUGUUUAAUGUUAUUCCCCUUGAUAAAACCAUAUCUGUUUUGAUGCUAAACCAUUUCACCAUGAUAAGGAUUUCAGUGACAAGAACUUUCCUUUCUGGGUGUGCUUUACUAUACAGACUAGCCUACACCUUCGCAUGAUAAAGCUUUGAGAUUGCUUUCAUUAAUUCUUGUGUGCAUUAGGCAGCAUGGUAUAGUGGAAAGAACUUGGGACUUAGGAGUCAGGAGAUCUGACUUCAAGCUACUAGUUUAAUUACCUGCAUAAUUUUAGACAAAGCAUGUAAUCUUUUUAAACCUCAAAUUCCCCAUCUGUAAAAUGGGGAUAAUGUUUUUAUUGCCUACCUCCUAGGUUUUGAGGAUCAAAUGUAAAUUACUUUGUAACUGUAAAGUAUUGUGUUGAUAUUAACUAUUAUCAUUAAUUGUUAUAGAUUAUUUCAAAUGAGUCUCUUCCUAGUCCUUCUGAAGCCUUCUCAGAUUUUCUUCUAUCCUGCAUUCCUCUUCAACCCUACCAAGCAAAAUUCAAUUUUCCCCUCUUUUGGAAUUUCUUAGUACUUUAUAUUUCUCACAUGCACUUAUCAUGAUCUACUUUAUAUGUAAUUAUUUGUGUUCGUGUCCUUUCUCUGUUGGAUUGUCAACAUCUUUAGAUUUCCCACAGGACCUAACACAGCAUGUUGCACAUACUUGGAAUAAGCUGUCAGAAAAUGUUUGCCUAAUAAUUAAUAAUUAAUUUUAGGAAAGUAUCUUAGACAUAACAUAUGCGUGUUUAUUAUGUUUUGUCACACAACAUUUUGAAAGUACCAUCAUGAGCUUCCAUAAUCCUUAGAUUUGAUCACCUCUUUGUACGCACAGCACUUUUAAAAAUAACUGAGUUAUGAAAUUUUGUAGGCAAUUAAUUGUUUGUUACAUCUUGCAUUUUAAAAUAACCUGAAAAAGUCUUGUGUUAAUACAAUGAUACCUUAGUUUACUCUUUCUUUUCCUUCCAGUUCAGCAAGAAGUCGUUUAUUUAGUAAAAAUACUUGAUAUAUUUGGCUCAACUGAGGGAAAAUAUGACUCACAAAUCAUAUUUUGCCAAUGCAGAUAAGCAUGAAUUGACUGUGAUAUAAAAUCAUGGGAUCGUAGAAUAUAUUUUUGCUUUGGUUUUGAGGAGAAAGUACUGCAUCAACAGUGACUGCUAAAAAGACUUACUUCAUGUUUAGAAAGUCACACUUUAGUACAGCCUGGAGAACGAGGCCUGCCAUUGUGUAUGCUUAUUUCUUUCUGGAGGACAUCAUUGUUGCUUUCAGAAAGUUGUUUCCUGUAUGUGAAUGUUAAUGUUGUUACUGGCAGAUAUUUGUCCUGUCAUCUUUCACCUCCUCACCUUUGCUUGCUCUCCCUUUUGACAGUAAUGUACUUCCUCCUCAACUCUGCUGCUCAGAAUUCCUCACUGAACGCUUCUUCCAGCUCCCAUUAGGAACCUUUCCUUAUUCCCCCGCUGUUGAUGCUCGCUCCUUCUUCCUCAGGUUGCCCUGUAUGCUUAUCUGUUUGCAUGCUGUAUCACUUCCCCAGGAGAGUGUAAGCUCUUUAAGAGCAGGGACUGGUUUUCAUUGUGUUUUCAUGUUUCUAGCAAGUAGCAGAGUAUCUUGUACAGGUGCUUCAUAAAUGUCUAUAGCAUUGGAAAGAGGAAAUGCUCUGGUGGCAGAUUUAGACUGAGGAGUAAGUAAAAUGUGUGUGUCCAUGAAAUGAUUGAGUUUGGAAGGAGUGUUGACUAUUAUGAGUAGCACGAAGUCUCUUAUAUAACUUACAUUUUAUGUUCUAAAAACAAGUGUAGUGGUUAAUUUUUCUGUACUUAAUAUUAUAUAAUAUGUAAAAGGAAAGGUGGCCUUAUCACCAGGAGUCAAUAUAAAUGUAAUGCUGCUAUGAUUUCUUUUUGUAAGUUUGGAACAAAUUCUUUCUUUUUUCAUUUUCACCUUUGUAUUUUGUUACUUGACAUCUCUCAUGAAACCAUUCUCUAUUUUAAAUAAACUUUAAAUUAAAUUAA